AUCACGUGAUCAACACCAACACUUUGCGCUAGUCUUUUUACCUCAGUCUGUUAUACUAAGUGGAAAUAGUGUCUGUGUUCGUGCGUCUUCGCAAUUUAUUUAUUCGAUUUUUUUCAUAGGUGUUUUUGUUUUUACAACUUGAACCAUCAAAAUGGCAGAUGAUGAGAGGAAAAGGAUCGAAGAGGCAAAGAGGGCCAAACAGGCCGAAAUCGACAGGAAGAGGGCCGAAGUCAGGAAGCGUAUGGAAGAAGCUUCCAAAGCCAAAAAGGCCAAGAAAGGUUUCAUGACACCUGACAGAAAGAAGAAAUUACGUUUGCUAUUGAGAAAAAAAGCUGCCGAAGAAUUAAAGAAAGAACAAGAAAGAAAAGCAGCGGAAAGAAGACGCAUCAUUGAAGAACGUUGCGGCAAACCGAAGAUCAUUGAUGACGCGAACGAAGAAAAGUUGAAGCAAAUCUGCCAAGAAUAUCACAAACGCAUCUCUCAAUUGGAAGCAUCAAAACUUGAUGUUGAGUUCGAGGUUCAAAAGAAGGAGUUUGAGAUUACCGACUUGAACAGCCAAGUUAAUGACUUGAGAGGAAAAUUCAUAAAACCAACGUUGAAAAAAGUUUCCAAGUACGAAAAUAAAUUUGCAAAAUUACAAAAGAAAGCUGCUGAAUUUAAUUUCCGAAAUCAAUUAAAAGUAGUGAAAAAGAAAGAAUUCACCUUAGAAGAAGAAGAAAAAGAGAAAAAACCAGACUGGUCGAAAAAAGGAGCUGGAAAAGAAGAAGUGGAAGUUGAUGCAUGAAUUUAAUUACAUACUGAUAUAUUAUUUAACCUCAAGUACCAUACGCAUUUUAUUUUACCAGCAUGCAUUGUUUUAUUUUCAUGUACAGAAUUUACUGUAAUAUUACAGAAACCUUAAUUUCUAAAACUUUUGUCUUAUUUUGGUGUAUAUACCUAUCACCUAGUCCAUUUUGAAUGGAAACAUUUAAUGUCGUCUUGUAUUUAUUAUUCCAUUGUUUAUAAUUCAAGAACCAAAAUUUCAUCAUGUAACAGUAAAUAAAAUAAAUCAUAAGUGUGUUAUAAUAAAUCAUUUUUCCAAAAUGUG
Planococcus citri (citrus mealybug) is the source of this 1087-nucleotide messenger RNA. RefSeq names its product troponin I-like. The transcript has 9 exons. NCBI's taxonomy places the organism in Eukaryota, Metazoa, Arthropoda, Insecta, Hemiptera, Pseudococcidae. Gene Ontology annotation, biological process: muscle contraction. The record is from RefSeq and is a predicted model, not a curated record. Gene Ontology annotation, cellular component: troponin complex. The coding region runs from base 152 to 784 and encodes 210 amino acids.